AUGGCUGAAUCUAUGGCUUGCAAGAAGGUGCUGUCUUGGAUCAAGGAUCGUGGAAUUCCUUCUGUGGACCUCUACACCGACUGUUCCAAUUUCAGAGCAUUGUUGGUUGGUGAUAGUCUAAGAUUUCUUACUACCCUUCUUCUCACUUUCAAAUCUGAUGAGAACAUCCAUUCCUCAAUGGAAGAAGCCAAUGCUGUACAGGAUAGAGAUCACAAAUUUUUGAGAAGAGCAGUUGAAGAAGCUUAUAAAGCCGUAGAAUGUGGUCACGGAGGCCCAUUUGGUGCUGUUGUUGUUUGCAACGAUGAAGUUGUUGUUAGCUGCCACAACAUGGUAUUUAACAACACUGACCCUACUGCUCAUGCAGAGGUCACAGCUAUAAGAGAGGCAUGUAAAAAGCUCAACCGCGUUAACCUAUCAGACUGCGAAAUAUAUGCGUCUUGUGAGCCAUGUCCAAUGUGCUUUUCUGCUAUCCAGUUCUCGCAAAUGAAGAGGCUCGUUUACGGAGCCAAAGCAGAAGCUGCCAUUGCCAUUGGAUUUGGAUCUGAUAGAAUUAUUGCAGAUGCUCUAAGAGGUACUACUUUCUAUCAGAAGGCUAACUUGGAGAUAAAGAGAGCUGAUGGUAAUGAGGCCAUUAUUGCUGAACAGGUGUUUGAGAAUACAAAAGAUAAGUUUCCUAUUCAUUCAAAGUGAAUGAACAUUGGAAUUUGUUUGUGGAAAUGUAAU
This is a messenger RNA of Ipomoea triloba (trilobed morning glory), 723 nucleotides long. Its product is annotated as guanosine deaminase-like. The record is from RefSeq and is a predicted model, not a curated record. Bases 1 to 690 code for a protein of 229 amino acids. Gene Ontology annotation, biological process: purine nucleoside catabolic process. NCBI's taxonomy places the organism in Eukaryota, Viridiplantae, Streptophyta, Magnoliopsida, Solanales, Convolvulaceae. Gene Ontology annotation, molecular function: zinc ion binding; guanosine deaminase activity. The transcript is spliced from 5 exons.